UCGACGAACGGUUGCAACGAUUAAUCGAUGUAGCUUUCCGUGCGGAAAGAAUUUACGGUAAAAAAGCAAAGAGAUGAGCAUUUUUAAUAAAACACAAAGUCAACAAUAUUUUUAAUUAUACAAUUUCCAUUGCAAAGAGGGGAUAAAGCUUUCGAAACAACUUCUACCAUUUACGGUACGUUCAAGUGGCUAGCAGUGCACCAUAAACACAGCAGGACAGCGCAUCUGUCACAACAAAUAUGGCUAUUUAGCAAAACGCCAGAAAAUAGUGAAAAUAUUAUCUAAAAAUUCGUAAAUAUAAUCCUUGUAAAUUUGUUUCGUGCUUUAAAAACAACCCCGGUGCAACCAGCGUGUACGGGCAGUGUAAUCGCACAGACAUUCGACUGGCGAGGCUUUCGGGAGUAUUCGCAGCAAUUGUGUAUUCCGUUUCACCGUCGCUCUAUACGAACUGACUCUCUCUGGUUGUACUGCGAAGUGUUACGACGGAAGUAGCAGAAGCACCCGAAAACCACCAACAACAAAGCGAUCGAGCGACCAGCAGCAGCAGCAGCAGCAGCUUUACACCUUCGGAAAUCGGUGGUUUCCGUGGAAGCUGUGCGCGCGCGUUACUGUCCCUAGUGUUUCUCCUGCAUUUUCCUGUCCUGUAACUUAAUCGUACAAUAAGCCUGCAGCGAUGAUUAAACUUUUCUCCCUCAAACAACAAAAGAAAGAUGGUGAAGCAACACCGAAGGCCGGAGGCCAGAAGAAAACUUUCACUGCUGCACAGCUGCGAAUCACGAAAGAUAUCAAUGAGCUAAACCUUCCGAAGACGUGCGCCACCGAGUUCCCGGACCCGGACGAUUUGCUAAACUUUAAGCUCAUCAUCUGUCCGGAUGAGGGCUUCUACAAGGGAGGUCGUUUCGUGUUCAACUUUAAGGUUGGACCGAACUACCCCCACGAACCACCGAAGGUCAAGUGUGAAACCCAGGUCUACCAUCCAAACAUAGACCUUGAGGGUAACGUCUGUUUGAACAUUCUGCGCGAAGACUGGAAACCGGUACUGACGAUCAACUCGAUCGUGUAUGGAUUGCAGUACUUGUUCUUGGAACCGAAUCCGGAGGAUCCGCUCAAUCGGGAAGCAGCUGAAGUGUUGCAAACCAACCGACGCCUGUUCGAGCACAACGUUUUCAAAGCGAUGCGCGGUAACUAUAUUGGCGCGACGUACUUCCAGCGCUGUCUCAAGUGAUAUAUAAAUUCGAAAUUAACCCUUACAUGUUGCGUUUAUUUAAUUAUUCUUACGAUUGGUGGGCGCUAUUAUAUAGACUUUAAUUAUAAUUAAAAACAAAGGCCACGAACAAGCAAGCAUGGUGGCUGCGAGUCGAAAAUGCCCCCCCUCCCCCAGGAACAAGGCGUGUUUGCAAAGACCCACAAGCAGAAUACAAAAUCAAGCCCCUAACUGAACCCAGAAGAUCCUACACCUAACGCAUGCACGCAUAGUAGCAAACAGUAAAGCAAAUAUGUAAGGAACAAGGAGUUGCAAAGGAACAUUAAAAAAACCCCCACACACACACACACAAAACAAACGUUUGUGUGCACCGGAAAGCAGCAGCUGCAGGUUUGGCCUUGUAGAGAUUGUGAUGAAAUUGCGUGAGGAGUGAACUUAUAAUACAGGAACAUGGAGAGCACCUUGUUUAGAUAGCUUAACAAACAUGCAGGAAGCUCAGCUCAAAACAUAUGACUACACUGGGGAAUGUUCUGUUCGAAGCUAUUAUUAGUAGUUGUAGCUUGCGAAAAAGGGGUAAAACAGUAGACAACACAAUCCACACACACACACACACACCCUCUUAAAACACGUCUUAUCUGUACAAUAUCUAUCUAAAAGCGUUAAAAGCGAGCGCGUUUGUUCUAUAGACAGAUCGAUGGGCCACGCAGCACAGCGGUUACAUCUGUCGAUCAUGGCACAAUUUCUUGCGGCUCCUUAAAGAAGGGGAGGUGAAUCGAGUUGCAGAACAAAAACAAAAACACUUGAUAAAUAGCUGAGUUUAGUCUCUUUAGUGAUAAUAACGAACGAUUGUGUCUCCACUCUCGCAUUAAUAUGCCGUCGUCUUUAGUGGGUUAGUGGCUCUAUCCGUAACCGUGGAUUAGUGUGUAGAAGAGAUUCAACCAUGCAGAACGUUUCGCAAUCCUCGUUAUAUACUCUUGAGUUUGGACUGUGGACUGCUGCCAUUUGUUGAGUACGGUUCUGCUGCAAAUUGCCAUUUGCCAACCAUUUUUUUGAAUCGAAAUUCGAAGAGCAACUCCAUCCCUUACAAAAUACAAUAGAGAUGAAAUUGAUACAAGUUGGACACACCAAUCCGAUCGCUCCCAGAUUAUAAAUGCAAAAAAGAAGAAGAAAAAAAACAACUUGGCAUAAACAAUACCUAGGAUAAUGAACAAAAAAAGAGAAAAUAAAUUAUGAAAAUAGGAAA
This is a messenger RNA of Anopheles stephensi (Asian malaria mosquito), 2447 nucleotides long. It is a transcript of the gene UbcE2M, whose product is annotated as NEDD8-conjugating enzyme Ubc12. Bases 674 to 1225 code for a protein of 183 amino acids. The transcript has 4 exons. Lineage: Eukaryota; Metazoa; Arthropoda; Insecta; Diptera; Culicidae. The record is from RefSeq and is a predicted model, not a curated record.